CAUCCCCAUACAGCCAUAAUGUAAAGGCAGUCACCACCACUUUGAUUCAGCUUGUGGACUUUAUAAAAGUUUGACUCUGCUGUGUGUCGAUGUUGAUGAGGUCACUUUAAAGCACUUAAUGUCCCUGAGCUGUUAAUGCUGGAGGCACAACACUCGUGUCUGCUUUUAAUCACCUCAAAUAAACAGAAUGUGUUUGAGUUUAAUUUAUUUCCACGCUGUGUUUUGUGAUAAGAGUUUUGUUUGUGUGUGUGUGUUUUUUGGCUCCCAGCUAUCUGAAAGGAAUGUACUCAUUUGGUCUGCUGGAAACUAAAGCGUAUGACCAGGCUGAGAAAGUAGCCAUGGAGGGUCUCGCUCUGGCUCCAGAAGACGCCUGGUCCGUGCACUCUGUAGCGCACGUUUAUGAGAUGAGAGCCGAGGUGGAGAAAGGCCUGAAGUUCAUGGAGAGCAGAGAGAAAGACUGGCAGAAAUCUGACAUGCUGGCCAGUCACAACUAUUGGCACUGGGCGUUGUACUUCAUCGAGAAGGAGCAAUACGAAGCCGCUCUGGAUAUAUUCGAUUCUCAGAUAUUCAGACGCUGUAAAGCCACAGGAUCCAUGUUGGACACCGUCGAUGCCUGUUCAUUGCUCUCCAGACUGGAAAUGGAGGGUGUGUGCGUGAAGGACCGUUGGCGCGAGCUGCUCCAGGUGACGCAGCCUCACACCGACGACCAUGUGACGUUGUUUAACGACUUCCACUUCCUCAUGGCGUCGCUGGGUGCCAAAGAGAGCGCGACUUCUCGCCGUCUUCUCGAGGGCCUCCAGGAAUUGGCCAAAGAGCCAGGAGUUAACCAACAACAUCAGAUGGCUAAUACCGUCGGCAUACCCGUGUGUCAGGCCAUGGUGGAGUACGACCAUGGCAACUACAGUCGCGCUGUGGAGCUGCUGUACCCGUUGCGCUACAACAUCGUGAAAAUAGGAGGCAGUGAUGCACAGAGAGACAUCUUCAAUCAACUGCUUAUUCAUGCAGCCGUGAAAUCCGAGAAUGAGCACCACAAGAAGCUGGGAAGAUGUCUUCUGGUGGAGCGUGAUGCCGUGAGGCCGGGAUCCCCUCUGACGACUCGUCUGAUGCAGAGAGCCAUGGCGCUGCACUAGACCGAUAGCAAGGUGUGCAAGGUGGCUCUCGUUCAGAAAACAUGAAGGAAAACUAUAAUCUGAAGUGGCAGGGUCAGGCUGUAAGAGAUUAUUUGAGCAAAAAAAACAGGAGCUUAUCACUGUCAACACAUCUGAAUGUUUUUAACACAGCACUCUUCAAAUGUAGAGAGCUCAGUGGCCUUUAUACUGCUAACAUGUCAAGCUUCAUAAGUAACACAUUUGCACAUUCCUCCAGGCUAUGAGACAUUAUUCACCCUGCGUUUCCAGGUGGCAUGCUUAAUAACACAUUGUCUGUGUGUUUGUUCUUUCAGCUGACAAAUCUGUCACUCAAUCAUUGUAACGCAGCAUCACUUUGUGUGAGUUUUAUUAGCAAACUUCACAUUUAAGAAUAAAUACUUUAAGAAAUGAAAACUUCUUGUCAAGUUCAAUACAAAAAAAAAUCUAAUAAAUAUACAUUUUGCACUUUG
This is a messenger RNA of Labrus bergylta (ballan wrasse), 1597 nucleotides long. The record is from RefSeq and is a predicted model, not a curated record. Lineage: Eukaryota; Metazoa; Chordata; Actinopteri; Labriformes; Labridae.